Messenger RNA from Polypterus senegalus (gray bichir), 786 nucleotides. RefSeq names its product natural cytotoxicity triggering receptor 3-like. The transcript has 4 exons. The record is from RefSeq and is a predicted model, not a curated record. Bases 179 to 763 code for a protein of 194 amino acids. Lineage: Eukaryota; Metazoa; Chordata; Cladistia; Polypteriformes; Polypteridae. Gene Ontology annotation, biological process: positive regulation of natural killer cell mediated cytotoxicity; immune response-activating cell surface receptor signaling pathway.
UAAAAAAAGCUUCCUGCACUUCUGAGGAAAUAAAAAAUAUAUAUAUAUAUCACGUGAUGAAGCAGAAGGCUGACUAAAUGAGGGGACCACUAAGACGGAGAAACGAGGACCCGAUUUCAUGAUCUCACCCUUGGGGAUUGCAGCACAAGAAGAGUUUUCUACUUAAGGAAAGUCACCAAUGAAAAUCUGGAUGGGCUUCUGGUUUCUGGUGAUGGUGAUGGUGAUGUUCUUCACUGUACAUCAAGAUCCCUGCCUGGGACACAUUCUGGUAUUCCAGCCCCCACGACUCGAAGUCCUCGUCGGCCAGCCGGCGCUCCUCAACUGCACUUUCACCCUCAGCUCCAGCAGGAACAUUCUGGCGGUGAGCUGGUUUAAAAAGUCCCCGUCGGGGCAGCAGAAGGUGUACCCAGUGGACUCGAGCGCGUUCAGCAACAGGACGCACGUCGAGAGGAGUAGGUUCAGGAGCAGCAACGACGCAUCUCUGCUGGUCGAGAAUGUCACGCUCGCGGACUCGGGAAUGUACUUCUGCCAGAUCUGGAAUCACGGCCUUGAGAUGUCCACCACCGGCAAUGGCACCCUGCUCUCUGUGACCGAUCCAUUAAGUGCCAAUGAAACUGGCAGCAGCUGGUUGGGCUGCACCGCGACGGCCUUACUGGGGUCUUACGUGAUGGUGGUGCAAUUCCUCGUGCUCUACAAGUGCAGAAAAUCCAAGGAGGGAUCCAAAGGCAGGUCUGCACCAAGUGGUGCUGUCAGCAGGGAUUGAAAAGGCAAUAAAGAAAGUAAACU